Messenger RNA from Spathaspora passalidarum NRRL Y-27907, 523 nucleotides. RefSeq names its product Rpl40bp (gene RPL40B). Gene Ontology annotation, molecular function: structural constituent of ribosome. Gene Ontology annotation, cellular component: ribosome. NCBI's taxonomy places the organism in Eukaryota, Fungi, Ascomycota, Pichiomycetes, Serinales, Debaryomycetaceae. The coding region runs from base 30 to 188 and encodes 52 amino acids. The transcript has a single exon. Gene Ontology annotation, biological process: translation. The record is from RefSeq and is a predicted model, not a curated record.
UUUGUUGAUAUAAUUUAAAGUAACUAAAGAUGAUUGAACCAUCCUUAAAGGCUUUAGCUUCCAAGUACAACUGUGAAAAGUCCAUCUGUCGUAAAUGUUACGCUAGAUUACCACCAAGAGCCACCAACUGUCGUAAGAGAAAGUGUGGUCACACCAACCAAUUAAGACCAAAGAAGAAGUUGAAGUAAUCCGUCUGCCCCCCUUCAUUUUAUAUUACAUUUUCUUAUCGUUUAUUUAAUAAGCAGGGCAAGAUGUUUAGAAGAAGGAUUGAAUUGCAUAAGUGGGUUUUAUCAGUUUUGUUUUAAUUAAAUUCUUGUUGUUGUGGGUCCUCCAAAAUUGCAUAUAGAUUUUUCCAUAAGUAGGACGAUUAACAAAAGCAAGAAUGACGAAUUUGGUGAAUCUUUGAUUUGUUUCUUAUAAUAUCACUUGAACUGGUUUGAAGAUGAAUUGGUUGGAAGAUGUAAAGGAGAGUUCUUUACGAUAGCUUAUUUUUGUAUGGUUAUUUAAUAAAAAUUUUUUACGU